This is a messenger RNA of Salvia miltiorrhiza (redroot sage), 1303 nucleotides long. Its product is annotated as bidirectional sugar transporter SWEET5-like. Gene Ontology annotation, molecular function: sugar transmembrane transporter activity. Gene Ontology annotation, biological process: carbohydrate transport. The transcript has 6 exons. Bases 147 to 872 code for a protein of 241 amino acids. Gene Ontology annotation, cellular component: membrane. The record is from RefSeq and is a predicted model, not a curated record. NCBI's taxonomy places the organism in Eukaryota, Viridiplantae, Streptophyta, Magnoliopsida, Lamiales, Lamiaceae.
UUCACUCAAAAACAAACACCCACUUUCACAUUUGUGUUUCUAAUUGCAGAAGUUCAUCUUUCUUUUCUCAUUCACAAGAUCAUCUCUUUUUCCCAUUCUUACUUUUCUUCUAAUUACGUGAAGACAAUUCUAUAUAAGGGUUCAAAAUGACUAUCGAUGCAGAAACCGCAAGAACCAUUGUCGGGAUCAUUGGAAAUUUCAUCUCCUUUGGCCUAUUUCUUUCUCCUGGUCCAACUUUCUACAAGAUUUGGCAAGAAAAAUCAGUUCAACAUUUCAAACCAGAUCCUUAUCUUGUAACGGUGCUCAACUGCAUGAUGUGGUGCUUAUAUGGCAUGCCCUCCGUCCAUCCCGAUAGCCUCCUCGUCGUCACCAUCAAUGGCAUCGGCUUCUUCAUCGAGAUCGCCUACGUCACUAUCUUCUUUAUCUACUCCAACACCUGGCCUAAGCGCCGAAAGAUCUUGCUCUACCUUUUCGUUGAGACCAUUUUCUUCAUUGUGAUCGUGUUCAUCACUAUGUUUUGCCUCCAUGGAACCAAGAAUAGGUCCAUGCUCGUUGGAAUUAUAUGCAUCGUCAUGAACAUUGGGAUGUACACAUCCCCCCUAACCAUCAUGAAACGUGUUAUCAAGACAAAGAGUGUCAAGUUCAUGCCGUUCUAUCUAUCAAUAGCCAACUUUGCGAAUGGCACUAUUUGGUCCAUCUAUGCUCUCAUCAAGUUUGACUCUUACGUUCUGAUCCCAAAUGGUUUGGGAGCUAUAUCUGGAUUGGUGCAGCUAAUAUUGUAUGGAUGCUACUACAAGUCUACCAAUUGGGAUGAAGAUGACAGCUCCCACCAAUCAGAAAUGGAGCUUAACGAUGGUCCUAAUAAGGCAUAAUUCUUCCAUGCUCGUAUAAGCCGCUAGGGUUUCUACACUGGAGGCGGUGUGCUAUUUUAUGUUUCGACAUCUUAUAAUACUAGCCGAGGAUGAGCUAGUUCGUUGCCUAAAUACACGAGAGCGUCUACAACUAAUUUUACUGGAAUAUGAGGUACCACAAUAAAAGAUCAGACAUGGUUUGUCGCUUGAUGUGCGUACAUGAAUUAGUCCUCGAGUGUUUGCUAUUGAUUAUUCUUAUGAAUUAUUUUUAAUUCGGCACACAAAGUGUUUUCGUGUGUCUUUCAUUUCAGAUCAUUUGUUACUAGUGGCGUUGCAUUUUCUUGUUCUCUGAAUUAUUAGCUGACUGCAAGUGCAGAGUGGAAUUAUGUGUAGUAGAGAGCAAGUUCAUUAUAUCCAUAGGGACCGAGAAAUCAAAUAAUGAAUUACUGCUA